Triplophysa rosa is the source of this 3289-nucleotide messenger RNA. It is a transcript of the gene phtf1, whose product is annotated as putative homeodomain transcription factor 1. NCBI's taxonomy places the organism in Eukaryota, Metazoa, Chordata, Actinopteri, Cypriniformes, Nemacheilidae. The coding region runs from base 400 to 2529 and encodes 709 amino acids. The transcript is spliced from 17 exons. The record is from RefSeq and is a predicted model, not a curated record. Gene Ontology annotation, cellular component: endoplasmic reticulum.
GCACGUAUACAUUGUUUCUGCCAGCAGGCGCAGAUGAGAGUGUGAACUUUAUCAAUCAGUUCUCUCUACCUACGCAGGAUCAUUUUGGUAGUCGAUCAUGUUUAAACGAAUUAAUGUUUGGGUUGUUGUCAGUCAUUGUAGUUAGUUCAAAUGUGUAGACAACUGUUUUUUGCAUUUUGAUAAGAUGUUUACGAUGUAGCGUCAGAUAGUUUUGGUGUAACGUUAGGGGGCGAGGUUUGUUGCGACUACUUUAUACAAGUUAAACGUCUACAAAUGUUGACAAGACGCGACACGCAGACCUGAGGAAUCGCAGCCAGUUUUCUUUUCUCUAGGGAUUAAAAUAUCCAGUGACUGAGAAAAUCUACUGUGUGCGAUGGUUUGACCUAAUGCAUUUAAAAAAUGGCUGGGAUAGCGUGGUAUCAAAAAAAGAUUGGAGCCUAUGAUCAGCAGAUUUGGGAAAAAUCACUAGAGCAAACUGAGCUCAAGGGCAUUGGUCACAAGCCCAAAAAGACUGGCCAUAUCAAGCCAGACCUUAUUGAUGUUGACCUAGUAAGAGGUUCCACGUUUAGCAAGGCCAAACCGGAGAGCCCUUGGACCGCUCUUACCCGUAAAGGCUUGGUCAGGGUCCUCUUCUUUCCUUUCUUCUUUCAGUGGUGGAUCCAAGUUACAUCAAAAUGUAUCUCCACCUGUAUCUUGGUCCUGUACUUUCUUCAAGUGGCAGGAGCUGUGUUGUAUUUUGAGGUACCAGCAGCCUGUGCCAGUGAGGUGGUCGGUCCAUUGUGUCUCAUGCUUUUGUUGGGGACAGUGCAUUGCCAAAUCGUGUCCACACAAUCCUCCAGAAGUCCAGACAACAGUCCUGUCUCCAGCCGGGUAGCCAGCCCCGUCCGCUGGAAAAGGCAGAGAAAGGGCAGAAAAUCAAAAAGAUCAGAGGAUGAGGGGAGCAAAGCGGGGGGGAUAGUAGAAGUCAAACCCUGGCUGCUUGAAGACAACCAUCGGGUCUACAAAUCUGAGAAGAAACUGACCUCUUUAAGACCUCGUGAUGGGGCUUCUGAUGACCUCUCCAGUGAGGCCGAGGAUGCAGAUGAAGCAGAUCUGCACAGAGACAGGCUUUUCUCAUCAGCACCUCCCAAAUACGCCCCAGCACUGAGAAAUAGACUUCGCAGUGUCCCCAAGAACCACCAAACACCCCAAGCCCAGCCUCAGGAAAAUGACAUGACAAAAGACACCCCAGCGCUGCCACGUGAAGUCGAGCAUCUACGGCCAUCGGAGGGCUCACACCCAGCCUCUGAUACUGAUGACAUGUUAUGGGAGGAGCUUCUACAGGAUCCUGACUCCGCCUCCACAGGAAGCAGCAACAGUGAGGAGGAGGAGCCUCACAGUCCUAGCCACUCCCUUCCUCUGCCCAACAUAACUCUCAGUAGUGAAGAGGAGGACGAGGCCUUACCGCAGCACCAGUUCUCAUGGCUGCAGGCGUGUCAUCCGUCUAAAGACCGCGUCAGUGCUAUUUUCUGGGAGCAGGGAGAAUGCAAGAAAGCAGACAUGUCUGUGCUGGAGAUCAGUGGUAUCAUUCUCACCAGAGUAAAGUCCUUCUUUACCCCUCUGCCUCUUAGUGGCUUAAUGCCUUUGAAAGAGAAAAGAACUGUGAAGGUGGUGGAACAAGGAAUGGGAUAUCUGAUUUUAGGCAGCGUGGUCACUGCUUGUCUGGCCCUACUGCCUUACUGCUUCAGACUGGCACAGAAACUGAACGUUGCCAAUUUCAGUGCAGUUUCUCUUGAGCAUCUUCCAGCAGUAGCCGUCGGGCCCUGUAGUGCCUUAUCAUAUGCAUUCUUCAUCAUCACCACAGUGGAGAGAGGUGUCCUUUCUGGACUCUUCUUCUUUAUGAUGUGUGUGGCAGAAAGGACAUAUAAACAGCGGCUUCUCUUUGCCAAGCUCUUCAGCCAUCUCACAUCGGCACGUAAAGCAAAAAAAUCUGAGAUUCCUCACUUUCGACUGAAGAAAGUACAAAAUAUCAAGAUGUGGCUUUCACUACGGUCAUUCCUGAAGAGGCGAGGACCUCAGCGAUCGGUUGAUGUUAUUGUAUCAUCAGUUUUUCUACUGGCUUUGUCCAUUGCAUUCAUCAUCUGUGCCCAGCUUUUACACUGUCACCACACAUUCCUGGACUCAGAAACCAACUGGGAGCUGAUGGUCUGGUGUGCUGCUCUCGUGGUUUUCCUGCUCCGACUGGCUACUCUCGGGGCAGAGACCAACCGAAAGUACAGUAACGCUUCUGUGCUCCUGACUGAACAGAUAAACUUGUAUUUAAAGAUGGAGAAGAAACCCAACAAAAAGGAUCAGCUGAACAUAGUGAACAAUGUUUUGAGACUGGCCACGAAGUUAUUGAAAGAAUUGGACGCUCCGUUUCGUCUGCUCGGGCUGACUGUGAACCCGCUCAUCUACAAUAUCACAAGAGUGGUCAUUCUCUCUGCAGUUUCAGCUGCGGUCAGCGAUUUACUGGGGUUCAACAUCCGGCUCUGGAAGAUCAAAACCUAAUGUGAUGCCACUACACUGCGAGAGUCUUAACACUGGGACCAGAGAAACUUCUAAGUGGGAUUUUGCACAACCUCAGAUGACCAUGUUAUGCCUCUUUAAAAACUGUGCAAAUCUACUGACCAAACCUGUGCAUGGCUCCAUGUCCUCUGAUAAUGGCCAGACCAAAAACCUGUGUUUAACUCAACUGGGAUUUUGAGAUAUUCCCUUACAUUUGAUUUUUAAAAGUGUAAAGCACAACCAGACUUGAAUCUACUAUUCUGGAUGCAAUAACUUUUUUGAUGCACUUUCUGUAACUAUUUAAACGCUUGAUGUAUUUUUCAAAUACUUUUUUACUUCCCAAAAAUGUAUUAUUUGUCUUGUUUAGAAGCAAAGAUUUAAAACAGAACCACUAUGUGCCUUGUGAAUAAUUCCACGUAACAGUAAUUUUACAUGAGCUAUUUACAAAACAGAUUUGUUGACUGAAUGGGCAAUUGAAUUAAAGUUUUGAGUUUUUUAAGGGUACUGAAAACCUUGCACACUGAAGCUUCUGGGGGUGCAUUAUGAUCAAGGGCAUUGAAUUAAAAUAAAUAAACUUUUUCUAACUCAAAAUCAUUCUUAAGAUUAUGUAUUUACAUCCUUAAAUUUUCACUAAAUGUAGAUGCGCAAGUAUGUAAUGUUAACAGUCUAAUAGUGACUAAAAAUACUUUAAUCAUUUUGUAAAUGAUUUUUGACUGUCUUUUAUUUUCAGGUUUGAAAAUAAAAUUUAACUUUUUGACCUCGA